Messenger RNA from Symbiodinium sp. CCMP2456, 1074 nucleotides. The record is from the annotation of a GenBank genome assembly. Lineage: Eukaryota; Dinophyceae; Suessiales; Symbiodiniaceae.
AUGGGCUCCAGUUCCUCGCAGAGCGCAGACGUCUCCGGCCCGACACAGCUUGAGGACAAGUACUACCCUGAGUGGAUCAAGAAUCCUGAGAAUAUCAAGGAUUUGUCGGGGAAAGUGGCGCUGAUCACAGGGGUCUCCACCUCCUCUGGCCUGGGUUUCUAUGCCACGAAGGCCCUGGCCUCCAAGGGGGCCCAGUGCGUCAUCACCGUAAGAAACGUCGAGAAGGGCAAUGUCGUGAAGGCCGACUUGGAAGCGAAGCUGAAGGAGGAGGGCAUCGACUCGAAACCAAUCGCGGUCAUGAAGAUGGACAACUGUGACUUCGAGAGCAUCCGAAGCUUUGCCGAUGAGUUCAAAAAGCAGUACGAUCGCUUGGACAUCGUCUGCAACAACGCCGGUGUUAUGGGCCUGGACGUCCAGAUGACAAAGGACGGCUUCGACAUCCAGAUCCAGACGAAUCACCUCAGCCACUUUCUGAUGACUCUUCGACUCUGGCCCCUCCUGAAGUCCACCGCGGAGAAGCAUGGGGACGUGACCCUGACGCAGGUCUCCUCCGGUGCAUCUGAGAAGGGAAAGCCGACCGUGGAUGCUAGCAACCUGAACAACCCUCACCCGCCUCACGGUCUGCUGCUGUACUUGGCUCCCUACGUCCUCGGUGGCAGCACAGGCCAUUGGGCCCGGUACGGUCAGAGCAAGCUGGCCAACGUGCUCUUCGCCAACGAGCUGCAGAGGCGGUUGAAGGACGCCGGCCUCAGUGACAAGAUGAAGUCCACAUCUUGCCACCCGGGACUUGCCGCCACCAACCUGCAAAUCACCACGCAGAAGGGUGGGGGCAUGAAGGAUGGCGCCGGCUACCAGAAGGGCGGCCAGUCCUGUGCGGACGGGUCCCUUCCCCUGGUCAUGGCCGUCGCACAUCCAACUCUCUGUGAGGGUGGGGCCUACUAUGGACCCUCCGAGGGUCGAACUGGCUCUCCGAUCAAGACGAAGAACGAGAACCCUUUGGCCUACGACGAGGCAGCGGCCAAGGCGCUCUGGGAAGCUUCGGAGAAGGCGGUCGGAGAAGAAUUCAAGCUCUGA